This is a messenger RNA of Pararge aegeria (speckled wood butterfly), 2494 nucleotides long. It is a transcript of the gene Nmdmc, whose product is annotated as bifunctional methylenetetrahydrofolate dehydrogenase/cyclohydrolase, mitochondrial. Gene Ontology annotation, biological process: tetrahydrofolate interconversion. The transcript is spliced from 7 exons. NCBI's taxonomy places the organism in Eukaryota, Metazoa, Arthropoda, Insecta, Lepidoptera, Nymphalidae. Gene Ontology annotation, cellular component: mitochondrion. The coding region runs from base 142 to 1137 and encodes 331 amino acids. The record is from RefSeq and is a predicted model, not a curated record. Gene Ontology annotation, molecular function: methylenetetrahydrofolate dehydrogenase (NAD+) activity; methenyltetrahydrofolate cyclohydrolase activity; methylenetetrahydrofolate dehydrogenase (NADP+) activity.
UUUCGGAAUUCGGUUGCGUGAAGGUACUAAUUCAGCCUUCAGUUUCACACAAAAAAUAUAUAAUUAAUUUUUAAUUCAAGUGAUCUGAAAAAGAAUAAGUGAAUAACAGUGAUAAUCGUAAAUAAAAAGACUAAUUAGGCGAUGAGGCAUAGAAUAUGCUUGCGUAUUGUCAGUACAGUUCUGAAUACGAAAAUGAGAAGUCACACGUACAUUGAUUCUUUGGGCUCGGCCAGAAUGAUGGCACGAGCCCUCGACGGUAAAGCCCUAGCAAAGGAAAUAAAGGAUGAACUAAAAAUCAAGAUCCACAACUGGAUUAACGCCGGACACAGAGCUCCAUCUCUUCGUUGCAUUAUUGUUGGUCAGGAUCCAGCGAGCCAUACUUACGUUAAAAACAAGAUUGCUGCUGCAACCGAAAUUGGAAUAGAGGCACAGACUAUAAAAUAUGAUGCGACUUUAACAGAAGAGGCUUUAAUUGCGGCUAUUGAGCUAUUAAAUAAUGAUAAAACUGUGGAUGGUAUAUUAGUUCAAUUACCAUUGCCAAAUAGUAUUGAUGAGCGGAGAGUGUGUAAUGCUGUGGCCCCGGAGAAGGAUGUUGACGGAUUCCAUAUAACAAAUGUUGGACAACUAUGCUUGGAUAUGCCUACUAUUGUUCCUGCUACUGCACUCGCUGUUAUAGAGAUGUUGAAAAGAUUCAAAAUCGACACAUUCGGACGCAAUGCAGUAGUUGUGGGACGAUCUAAAAACGUGGGAUUGCCGAUAGCGAUGAUGUUGCACAGCGAUAAGAAUCACGAUAGCGGGCUAGGCAUGGACGCGACCGUGACCAUAUGUCACAGGCAUACGCCGCCGGCACAACUUGAACUGCACUGCCGUAACGCGGAUAUUAUAAUCACAGCUACUGGUGUACCUAAACUCAUAAAGGCCGAUAUGAUAAAGCCGGGGGCUACAAUAAUUGAUGUGGGGAUCACGAGGAUUACAGACGAGCAAGGCAAGACGAAGCUAGUGGGCGACGUAGACUAUGAUGAGGUAGUCAAAGUAGCGGGUGCAGUGACCCCAGUACCUGGUGGAGUGGGACCUAUGACAGUAGCUAUGCUCAUGCACAACACUUUCCAAGCUGCGCAGAAGAUUUGGCAACAGUAACAUGCGAUAUUAAUACCGAACGCCACGUCUAUAUUAUUAUUAGAUCUACGUUUUAUGUAAAACUCAAAUAUUGUUUCAAGUUUGAAUCCUUAUGUCGUCAUUUAUUAAAUACCAAACGCACAUUAUCCCGCACUAAUCGUCCAUCGCACAAUCUUCUCUCGAAAUCAAAUCACCAAAUCAGAAUUUCAGAAAUAUCGGCGUGUACAGUAGCUUUAGUAUAAGAUUUCAGUCGUCGUUUUCGAGUGUCGAAUAAUUAUAACGUCGGAGUAAAAUAGAUCUAUUGUUAAUUGGUUUAAAGCUCAAAUUCUAUUCGGGUAAUGAUUUCGGUAGAAAGUUGUGAAAAAAAUUAGUAGUACUGCAACUGCGACUCCAACGCGAUUGACAUUAGAUUCAGUUUACUUCGUUGGUAUAUAUUGGUGUAUACGGGAAAAUGACUUUGCGUUUGCGAGCGUGCAAAUCAUAUACUAAAAGUAGGAAUUUGACAAUUGCGGUCGGCUUAAUGAAAUUAAUUUUAUGAUUUUUUUAUUUCAUGAUUUAUUUUUAAUAAUUUAAUGAAAUAAACUUGUACAAUGUUCAACCAACUUUGUAGAACUUACAAACAAAUUUGUUUGUGUUUGUUAAAUGUUGACCACAAUAGUCAAUGAAUGGAAUCUCGCAUGAAUUCGCAACAGUUUUGUUAAAAAACAAAGUCCUAUUUUAACAAAGUGCCUCAAAUAUUAAUUAUUAGUAUUGUAAGAAACAAAGAAACUAUUUAUUUAAAGAGCGUUUCUUGUUUUCUUUAUAGGAAUAAGAUAAAUGACUUAAAGAAGUAUUAUAAUUGUAUCUAUAGAGUAAGUUCAAUUGUGCUUAUGACAACGUUUGACGUUGUGUGUAUAUCAUAUAAUAAUUAUUUAAUUAUUUUGCUAUAGAUUAUAUAGGUACGUAUCUGGAUGGAAAUAAGAACUCGAGAAAGUUCGUUAUAUAUACGAUUUUAACAAAAAUGUUUCAAGAAAAAAUCCCUUAUUAUUUUUAUAGGGCCUGUCUACUAGAUAUGUAGGUAUAUAAUUUUAAGUUGUCAUACAUUCCUUUGGUGGAAUUUUGUUGCAUUUUUUUGGUAAAAGUAGUUUAUAUUUCGUAUGUUCUAUAUAUACAUGUAUAUCAAUAUAAAAAUACAUUUAUCGAUUGAUUAUCCAUGACAUGCAUUUAUUUUAUUUAGUGACUUUAAUUUCGACACCUUUUCACCUUUAAAGACGAGGUGUCAAAGUUGAUGUUUAAUAAUUAAGAUUUCAAUGUCAAAGAAUAAGAACGCAAAUAUAUAUUUUUGAAUUUACCUAGGUAUACGGUUUUUUAUAAACAGAAUAAACUUAUGUUAUAAAAA